GCCCCGUGCUGCCACCGUACGACAUUUUAGCCAAUCGCAGCAAGGUAGAAAACGAGCGAUAUGCCGAGCAAGCGGGCCAAAACAGCAGCAGCAGCGACGGGCCCAGCACUGCCGCAGCAGCUGCUUGAGGCGAUCGCAUGCUACGUCACGUUGUCGUCCACGUUCUUCGCAGUGCUCGAUGCACUGCCCCGUGCCGGUAGAAGCUCAUUCCUCACUGCCCUGGACGAGCUGGCCUACGUGUGCCCGCCCGACCUGCUGUGGCCCGCCCUCCGCGUCGGCGACGCCGCAUUGGCAUCGACCGGCCAUGAAGCGCUCUUAGAGCGCGUGCUCAAGAGCCACACGCUGGUACUAAUGAGCCCCAGCGAUCCGAUCGAGUACUUUGAGAUGCUGUCGCCGACUGCCAGCGUCUUUUUGAACGCCUGCGACGCCAAGAUCGAGAACGUCGACGCUGCGAUUCUCGCGCGCGUGACGCACUUGGGUGUUAACAUGAUCAACAAGAGCUGUUGUCUUCGGUCCGUGGCGGUGCAAGUGGCGAAUGCACCGCGCCUGCGCGCGCUGAUGCUCGGCCUCGACGUUCAAGAGCUCGCAGACGAUGAGGCCCUCGGCCUUUUGCAGGCCAACACAAGAGCAACGCUUCGCUCCACAGAGAUUUGGUUGACCAGUAGCACCGACAGCGAGCCGCUCAACGAAGUUACGGCGCGCGCUGUCGCGCAGACGAUCGCGUCCUUUCCCGUGACGCGGCUCUUUUUUAACGAGGUGCGAGCGACCGAGACCGGCGCCAAGAUGCUCUACGAUGCAAUGAUCGACGCACCCCGCUUGAACGACGUCGAGGUUUUGAGUAGCAGCGAUCUGGCGCGGGCGUUCGCUGCCUUUGGUCGACCAUGGACCUGCCAGCGACGCCACGAGCACGACGAUAUCUGCAUCGCGAGGGCCAACGCGGCCAAAGAGACCGUCUUUCCGCAGAUCACGUCGUGGCGCCUCCAAGGCGUUUGGAGUGAAAUGCGCAGUGCCAUCCCGACGCUGCAAGCAAUGGACCACUUGCGCUCUCUGCGCCUCUUUUUUCAAACGCAGCUCAGCGACGACGAGUUUGACGACGUCCUCGCGGCCAUCGCGCCGCUGCCACUGCGCACGCUCGCUCUGGGCGGCGUGGCUCUUCUCUCGGACCCGAACCGCGUGCAACGGCUGCUCUCGAUGCUCGAAGCCAAGUCGUCGAUCACAACACUGCGCCUCAGGAUGGCGGGGCUUACGAUCUAUGGCCUCGAUGUGACGAGCUCGCUCCUGCGCCAUCUUCGGCAACUCGAGUACUUGGAUAUUGGUAACAACGCACUCACGGACGACGCUGUCCCGCAGCUUUUGACGCUCAUCAUGUCGUCCAACGUCCAUGCGAUCCGGCUCAGCAAUAACGACCUCUCGGACGAUGCCAUGGACAGCCUGCACGCGUUCCGAGUUCCGCGCGGUCGAUGCGAUCUCAUAUUUUACGGAGACCGCUUCUUCAACGAGAUGUAA
This is a messenger RNA of Saprolegnia parasitica CBS 223.65, 1506 nucleotides long. RefSeq lists its product as hypothetical. The coding region runs from base 61 to 1506 and encodes 481 amino acids. The transcript has 2 exons. The record is from RefSeq and is a predicted model, not a curated record. Lineage: Eukaryota; Oomycota; Saprolegniomycetes; Saprolegniales; Saprolegniaceae.